Anopheles cruzii is the source of this 687-nucleotide messenger RNA. RefSeq names its product frizzled-like. Gene Ontology annotation, biological process: canonical Wnt signaling pathway; non-canonical Wnt signaling pathway. The transcript has a single exon. Gene Ontology annotation, molecular function: Wnt-protein binding; Wnt receptor activity. NCBI's taxonomy places the organism in Eukaryota, Metazoa, Arthropoda, Insecta, Diptera, Culicidae. Gene Ontology annotation, cellular component: plasma membrane. The record is from RefSeq and is a predicted model, not a curated record. The annotation marks the transcript as partial.
AUGACCACCAAGGGCCAGAGGCAUCCGAUCGUGCGGUUGCUGUCGCUGGCCGGGUGCAUCCUGGCGGCGUUCGGCAUUCAGCAGCAGGCGAUUGUAUUCCACGACGCCGAGACCAGUGUCCGGACAGAAGACUUCCAGCAUCACAACCGCUGCGAACUGAUCACGAUCCCGUUCUGCACCAGCGUCCAGUACAACAGCACGAUCAUGCCGAACUUGGUGGGCCACACGAAGCAGGAGGAGGCCGCCCUGGAGGUGCACCAGUUCGUGCCGCUGGUCAAGAUCGACUGCAGCCCGGACCUCAAGUUCUUCCUGUGCCUGCUGUACGCGCCGGUCUGCACGAUCCUCAGCUACCCGAUCCCGCCCUGCCGGAGCCUGUGCGAGAGUGCGCGGGCCUGCGAGGGUAUCAUGCGGACGUUCAACUUCCAGUGGCCCGAAAGCUUUGAGUGCUCCCGCUUCCCGGAAGACGGCGGCCAGGAGCUGUGUGUGUCGCAGAACAAGUCCACCGAGACGUCCACCAGCCGGCCAGCCGUGACGACCAAAAUAGUGACAAAGUUUAUCGACCGGAAGAGUAACCCGACGAACGGUGGACUCGUCGGUGUCACGCAGCACCGAGAUUUGGGAUUCAUCUGUCCGGUGCAACUGAAGGCUCCGUCUCUGAUGGGCUACCAGCUGACCGUCGGAGGGAAG